Messenger RNA from Acanthopagrus latus (yellowfin seabream), 3991 nucleotides. It is a transcript of the gene arhgap17b, whose product is annotated as Rho GTPase activating protein 17b. NCBI's taxonomy places the organism in Eukaryota, Metazoa, Chordata, Actinopteri, Spariformes, Sparidae. Gene Ontology annotation, molecular function: protein binding; GTPase activator activity. The transcript is spliced from 20 exons. Gene Ontology annotation, biological process: regulation of actin cytoskeleton organization; regulation of Rac protein signal transduction; positive regulation of GTPase activity. The record is from RefSeq and is a predicted model, not a curated record. The coding region runs from base 407 to 2854 and encodes 815 amino acids. Gene Ontology annotation, cellular component: cytoplasm; cytosol; intracellular anatomical structure.
CGUGCAGCUACAGUCAGUAGGGAAGUAAAGGCACUUCCUUCUUCCUACCCCACUGGCUGCACUCGAACCAGCCGCACACUAAAUAGGAAGUGUGAUUAUUCGAGGCGAUGGGGAUCCGGAGGCUCGUUGGAAACUGUCUCAUCUGACUUUGUGGUUUUGUUUUGUUUGUUUUUUUUGUUUGUUUUUUUUCUCUCUCUCUCUUGUCUUUAGUGAGAGUGACCGGGCGCACCGCCGAGCUGUAGUGUGUUCUGUUUAGUUCAAGCUGUUUUCUGUCACAAUGGCUGCGACGUAACGCGCAACUUUUUUUUUUUUUCCUUUCUGGAUGAACGAAGUGAGGUGCCGAUAAGUUUUUUUUUUUUCACACAUACAUACUGACUCAAGAGGUGGAAGAAAAAGGAGAUAAACAAUGAAGAAACAGUUUAACCGCAUGAGGCAGCUCGCCAACCAGACUGUGGGAAGGGCUGAGAAGACCGAGGUGCUGAGUGAUGACCUCCUACAGAUCGAGAGGCGGAUGGAGCUGGUGCGCCUGGUGUUGCACAACACGCACAAGAGGCUGGUGACCUGUCUGCAGGGUCAGCUGGGCACAGACACGGAGAAGAGACAUAAAAAGUUGCCCUUGACGUCGCUGUCCCAGGCCAUGCAGGAGGGCGGCAAUCAGCUGGGAGACGAGAGUCUGAUUGGGAAGAUGAUGGAUGUGUGUGGGGAGGCAGAGAGCAGGUUGGCCACUGAACUGAUGCAGCAUGAAGUCAAUCUUGAGAGAGAUAUCCUGGAUCCUCUCAACCAGCUGGCAGAGAUAGAGAUUCCGAACAUUCUGAAACAGAGAAAACAACUUGCCAAGUUGGUUCUGGACUACGACUCGGCCAAGACGAGGUAUUACCAGGCAGCCAAGUCCAACAACCCGACCAUGGCAGCUAAGGCCGACUCUCUCAAAGACGAGAUGGACGAGGCUCUCAACAAAGUAGAAAUAUGCAAGGACCAGCUCUCUGCAGAUAUGUACAACUUUGCUUCCAAAGAGGGAGACUAUGCACGCUAUUACGUCACGUUAUUAGAGGCCCAGGCAGACUACCACCGGAGGUCUCUGGCAGCUCUGGAGGCAGCUAUACCGACUAUCCAAAUACAGCAAGACUCCUGGAUGGAGAAGCCGGCGUUCGGCACGGCUCUGGAGGAGCACCUGAAGAGGAGUAACCGCGAGAUCGCUCUGCCCAUCGAGGCCUGCGUCAUGAUGCUGCUGGAGACCGGCAUGAAGGAGGAGGGUCUCUUCAGAAUAGCAGCCGGAGCUUCGAAGCUGAAGAAGCUAAAAGCGGCGCUGGACUGCUCCACCUCGCAGCUCGAGGAGUUCUACUCCGAUCCCCACGCCGUCGCCGGAGCCCUGAAGUCCUACCUCAGGGAACUUCCUGAACCUCUAAUGACUUUUGGCCUGUAUGACGAGUGGACACAGGCCUCCAAUGUGUCCGACCCUGACAAGAGGCUGCAGGCGUUGUGGGUGACAUGUGACGGUUUGCCUAAGAGUCACAAGGCAAACCUCAGGUAUCUGGUGAAGUUUCUGGCCAGACUGGCUCAGGACAGCGACGUCAAUAAGAUGACUCCCAGCAACAUCGCCAUCGUCCUGGGGCCCAACCUGCUCUGGGCUAAAACUGAGGGGACGCUGGCAGAGAUGGCAGCAGCUACAUCUGUCCACGUGGUUGCCAUCAUUGAGCCCAUUAUCCAGCACGCUGAUUGGUUCUUCCCUGAAGAGGUGGAAUUCAACGUUUCGGGCAUGUUCGCCUUGCCCUCCCACCCGCCCACCCCAGAUCCCGAACCCAGCCUGGAUAGAAAACGCCCCGGCAGCCUGGUGGGGCAGGACGGGGACAGUCACACCCCCCGUAAAGACAGCACUGUUAACAAACAGCCGGAGCCCGCUCCACGUAGAGCCAGCGCUGUAAAUAGAAAGCACCCAACCUCACCCACCUUCCAACCCCCACUGCCCCCUCUGGAAGCCGGGGUUCCUGCCCAGCCUGAGCCCCAGCCCCAGUUUCCGUCCCUGGCUACAGAGGCUGAGCAGCCUCUCCUGAGCAGUGGUGGUGGUGGUGGUGGCGGUGUUGGAGGUGGUCUGGGUGGUGGGGUCCAGGUAGCCACAGUGAAACCUCAGGUUCAGGUCCUCAGCGCAGAGGAGAGCAGCCCAGCCCGUGAGCUCAUGUCCACACCCCCUCCCCAGAGGAAUGGUUCGUUCCACCUUACAGUAGGAACCCCCCACUCGCAGGGUGGAUCCAGGGGGCCCAGUCCACACAUGGUUCGCAGAGGCACCAAGAAGCAGGCCCCAGCACCGCCCAAACAGGCCAGCCCCUUCGCCUCCCAGCCUGGGAACACCCACCCGCCUAUCACGCCCCGACGCAACCCCAGCAAAGACAGCCUCAUCCACGCCCCGAGCCACCCGCCCCCACAGCCUCCACCAGCCCACCAAGCACAGGGGGAGUCGGAGCCCUCCCCUCCCAGCAGCCCCACCCCUCCCGACACUCCGCCUCACGAUGGAUCGCACUCCAACCCGCUGUCUUACCACCACUCCGGGUCUCUCCCUCGCCCCUCCAGACCAGCUCCCAGACCGCGGCCCAGACCCAGCAUGCCGCCGCCCCCGCAACCUGCUGCGAAUGACAAUGGUAAUGGCAUCUGCAGCUCCGCCUCCAAGAUCAUAACAGACGGAGGCCUGGUCCUAAAGGGGAUGGGACGAGCCCUCAUCCCCGAGGUGGUUGAGGACCAACAAGGGGAAGGCUCUGCUGGACAAGAGCCCGCUGCUGCCGCCGCUACCAUCACCACCACCACCACCACCUCCUCAGCCCCGCCCCUAGAUCAGAUCCAGACAGAGAGCACUGCUCUGUGAGGGAUCAUCCAAAACCCUCCUUCGAACAGAUAUGUUCAAUUAUCAGACAGGUAACUCAUCGGUUCGCUCCAACUCUUCACGCACACGAUGCCAGACUCGGCUGCCUUUUCUUCUGUUUCCCCACCGAGACUCAGACCAGAAACCUCAUCUUGCAGUGGUGCUAUAAACCACACAACUCCUGUCCAGCUUUUAGACUUCAUAUCGAACCCCACUUUGUUCUGUUUACUGCUGGGUAUUUUAAGAUUGGACUGCAGAGCCUUGCUAGACUCGAGGGCUCAUGGGACAGCAGCUGAACUCGGGGAGUCUCCUACUGCCUUUUAAAAAUGUCGCCAUCGAUGCUACAGGCUCAGUGCCAUGAAUGUUUUUUGGAGACGGAAAUCUGGUUUUAGCACAAGGUCAGACCUGACGACCAGUAUUUUAAUAUUCAGCAACACAGUCGUGCGGUGAUCGCUGAUGAUUUAUUUACCAUGAAACACAAUCACGUUCCGGCGUUCUCAUAAUCAUUUUCCACUUUGUCAGUUUCAGCUGACUUUUCAAUAUGUGCCAAACACUUCAACAUAAAGGACCAAAGAAAUUGGCCAAAGGAAAAUUGACUAAAUUAAGAGCUGCUCGGCUUGUGUCAUGGUUGCUAAUGACCAAAUAUUUUGGCAAGAGUGCAAUAUAACAAUGCAGUUGUCCUCGAGUGGUGUCCUCUCCACAGCACAUACCUGUAUGCUGUAAUUUUUUUGGUAUUCCAGGUAGUUCUCAUGAUCCAGUAAGGGUAGAAUUUAAUUUUGUUUUCCAUCUGAAUUGUAUUUGAUUUUUAGCUGAAUUUAUUUCUUGGAUGAUUUUUAUCAUUAAAAGGGAUUUUUUUUUCUUACAAACUGAUUGUGAUAACUUGUACCUGAUCACUCCCACUCGAGCUCAAAGCUACAACCAAAUGCAGCGAAAUGAUAAUUAAAUUCCUCUUUGUGUAUUAUUAUUUUUUUAAUGCAGCUGAUGAUCUUUACCUUGUUGGGGUGUGUUUUUCAGCUUCUUUGAUUUAUGGUUUCUUUGUAUUUCCUCUUUUUUUCAGCAUUUUUAUGUUGGCUUUUCUGCACAUAAGGCAUCAUACAAUGCAUCAUUACUCUUGAUAAUUAAAGAUGGUUCAACAUUUUA